UUAUUGCAGGAAGUUGGUAGCAUUAUCGGGAAAAAAGGAGAGAUUGUCAAGAGGUUCCGUGAAGAAUCCGGCGCGAAAAUCAAUAUCUCCGAUGGUUCCUGCCCGGAACGGAUAGUGACUGUCACCGGGCCGACGAACUCGAUCUUCAAGGCGUUCACGCUGAUAUGCAAGAAGUUCGAGGAGUGGUGCUCUCAGUUCCACGACGUUCCGGGUAGCGGUGCCGGAGGUGGCGGUGGUGUAUCGAGGCCGCCUAUCACACUCAGACUGAUUGUCCCUGCUUCGCAAUGCGGCUCCCUGAUCGGCAAGGGUGGUUCCAAGAUCAAAGAAAUUCGGGAGGUUACUGGCGCCUCCAUUCAAGUCGCUUCCGAGAUGCUGCCUAACUCGACGGAACGUGCAGUAACCAUAUCCGGUACCAGCGAGGCAAUCACGCAAUGCAUAUAUCAUAUCUGUUGCGUUAUGCUAGAG
Molecule: messenger RNA, 465 nt
Organism: Mycetomoellerius zeteki
Lineage: Eukaryota; Metazoa; Arthropoda; Insecta; Hymenoptera; Formicidae
Product: poly(rC)-binding protein 3-like
Exons: 2
Molecular function (GO): RNA binding
Source: RefSeq, a predicted model, not a curated record